UAUCCAUCCUUCUCCUUUAAUCAUUGUCGAAUUCUCCAUGCUCAUCCAUCCUUGUACAGUCACACAAAGAAGACAACGGUACUCGCCUUAUUCUGGAUUGGCUACUGCGUCGACAACAUCAUCGGUACACAGACCUUCCAAACCAAAUAUGCCUCACGCUUCGCAUCAGCUGAGAUCACCAUCUUGGUUCUCUUUGGGAUCGGUCUCGUCGAUAUGCUUCUCAUGUACUUUAUCUUUUGUUGCAGAACAAGAAGAAGGAACAAGAGAGGUCUUCAAGUGCAAACGUAGAGAUGGAGGGCCAGGACUUUCUUAACUUGACGGAUUGAGAGAAUCCAAGCAUGGCAUACGCUUUUGUGAGGUAGCUAUGUUUCUUGGAAACCUAAUGCUUCAUUGUUAGCCAUCGAGGUUGGAAUGAUGUCAAUUGCGUGCGAG
Molecule: messenger RNA, 432 nt
Organism: Mollisia scopiformis
Lineage: Eukaryota; Fungi; Ascomycota; Leotiomycetes; Helotiales; Mollisiaceae
Exons: 1
Source: RefSeq, a predicted model, not a curated record